AUGGUACUCUGUUACGGUGACUGGUCCACAGCCAACCAUAUUCAGUUAUUCCCCUUAGAGGGGUCCUUUAGUUAUACACUUUAUUUAAGUAUUGGUUGUAAUAAAUUAUCAAGAAUGAUAAUAACGUCGGAAAUACAUUUAAUGAGUUCAUAUUUAGCCUUUACUUCUGGAAUACAAUCGGGAUUACAACAUUAUUUAAGUUGUGGAAUUGUUCAAAGGAGGUUUAAUUGGAUACCUCAUUAUAGACAAGGUGUUGCUAUUUCUGGAGUAUUGGCUUCAACAUUUGCUUCAAGUAAUCCUUCAAGGCGGUUAUUUCUGGUUAUCGCCAAUAUCAAUUCUGUUGAUAUGAGUAAUAGUGAUGUAUCUUCUAAAAGAGUUUUAACCAUAUUGUUAAUGUCAUAUUUGGGGAUUUUGGGAAAUGAGUACCUGUUUGCAAAACUAAAAUUAUCACCUCAAUGGAUGAAGUUACAUUCCACGAGAAAAGCGAUUUCUAUCACAAUUGGUAUAUUAUUAUUAUUAAUGUGUGAAUCACAAGUUAUAAAUGGGAAAACACCAGAACUUUAA
Messenger RNA from Theileria annulata, 564 nucleotides. RefSeq lists its product as uncharacterized. Lineage: Eukaryota; Apicomplexa; Aconoidasida; Piroplasmida; Theileriidae. The transcript is spliced from 9 exons. The record is from RefSeq and is a predicted model, not a curated record. Bases 1 to 564 code for a protein of 187 amino acids.